AUGAUCAACACGCUCGUCAGCAUGCCUUUUCUUCGUACUGUCAUGAUAGUAGAAGGCGCACUCAUCGGACUCAGAGACCUGCAGUCCCACGAAACUUUGGCACUCUCCACGAACAAAUGGACAAGUCUCAUGUUCAGGCCAACUCUCUUCGGUCCGAGGAUCGCGUGGCAGGACUUCCUGCAAAACAUUGUGAAUCUGGACAGUCUCGAAUAUAUGUCGUACGAUGCCUGGCGAAUCAAUCUUACAAUCCUCCAAUCCGAGUCUGUGGUGUUGCGUCUCAAGGAGUUGUCUGUUCGCCUAUGGGACAACUUACCGACCAAGCUGGUUCCUAUUUUGGAGCGUGCCCCUGGGCUCCUAGUGCCUUCAGGGCACUUCAACCGUUUCCCUCGGUCACUUCUCAACCUGCGCCUUCAACGGUCGCAAAUAAUUAACAAGCUGGAACCGACAUUCCCGAACGCAGAGCGAUUUAGAUUUGGCGAGGCCAUCGAAUGGCGACGAGAUAGUUCAGGGUCGAGAGAGUGGAGACCAUGCGCGCACUUCCGGACCCUGCUCUUGGAGUUGCUGGUCGAGGAAUACGACGAGAUGCAGGGCGUGGCUGGGUUCCUAGCGGUCUUCCGAGCCGCCAAUAAUUACUGUAAGGACAUGGAAAUGUUAUGA
This is a messenger RNA of Phanerochaete carnosa HHB-10118-sp, 657 nucleotides long. RefSeq lists its product as uncharacterized. NCBI's taxonomy places the organism in Eukaryota, Fungi, Basidiomycota, Agaricomycetes, Polyporales, Phanerochaetaceae. The record is from RefSeq and is a predicted model, not a curated record. The transcript is spliced from 3 exons. The coding region runs from base 1 to 657 and encodes 218 amino acids.